AUGUGCAGAGGCUCACCUGCGGCCAGGCGGCCCCCUCUGCGCGGCCCUCUCUGCACACGGGGAGGGACGGAGGGGGGGCGGAGGCGGGCGCGCCGGGCGGCCGGGGCGGGCUCGGGGCCGCCGGACGUGACGCGGCCGACAGCGACGGCGGCGGCCUGUCGGAUGUUGGCCCGGAGAGGGGCGGAGGCGCCCCGGGGCGGCGCGACGGGGCCGGUGCUGUGGUGCCUGUGGCUGGCGGCGGGCGGCGUGGCGCGGGGUUGCGGGGCGCGCGGGGCCGCGGCCCGGGCGGGGCCGGCGGCGUGGGCGGUGCGCCUGGCGGCCCCCCCCGAGGGCUCCUCCGACGAGCAGCUGGACCGGCAGGCCGAGGCGGUGGCGCGGGACGCCGGCCUGGUCAGCGCGGGCCGCAUCGGGGAGCUGCGCGGCCACUACCUGCUGGGCGCCCCGCCGGGCGGGGGCGGCCCGCACCCCCCCCUCCCCGAGGACGCGCGGCGGCUGGCCCAGGCCGUGCUGGCGCGGCACGAGCGCGUGCGCUGGCACGCCCCGCAGCGCCUCCUCAAGAGGUGCAAGCGCGCCCUGCGCUUCAACGACCCCAAGUACCCCCAGCAGUGGCACCUGAGCAAUCGCAAGAGCCCCGGGAUGGACAUCAACGUGACGGGCGUGUGGGAGAGAAACGUGACCGGCCGAGGCGUGACGGUGGUGGUGGUGGAUGACGGCGUGGAACACACCGUUAAGGAUAUCCAGCCCAACUACAGCCCUGAAGGCAGUUACGACUUGAACUCCAAUGACCCUGACCCCAUGCCGCACCCCGAUGAGGAGAACGGGAACCACCACGGGACCCGGUGUGCGGGAGAAAUCGCGGCUGUCUCCAACAACAGCUUCUGUGCUGUGGGAGUUGCCUAUGGGAGCCGGAUUGCAGGGAUCCGGGUCCUGGACGGGCCACUUACAGACAGCAUGGAGGCCGUCGCUUUCAACAAGCACUAUCAGAUUAACGACAUCUACAGCUGCAGCUGGGGUCCAGAUGACGAUGGCAAAACCGUGGAUGGGCCCCACCAGCUUGGAAAGGCCGCCUUGCAGCACGGAGUGAUCGCCGGCCGGCGGGGGUUCGGCAGCAUCUUCGUGGUGGCCAGCGGCAACGGAGGGCAGCACAACGACAACUGCAACUACGACGGCUAUGCCAACUCCAUCUACACAGUCACCAUUGGCGCAGUGGAUGAGAUGGGCUACAUGCCCUUCUACGCAGAGGAGUGCGCCUCGAUGCUGGCCGUGACCUUCAGCGGGGGUGACAAGCUGAUGAGGAGCAUUGCAACGACGGACUGGGAUUUGCAGCGGGGCACGACCGGGUGCACAGAGGGCCACACGGGCACCUCUGCUGCAGCCCCUCUGGCGGCUGGCAUGAUUGCCCUCAUGCUGCAGGUGCGCCCCUGUCUCACCUGGCGGGACGUCCAGCACAUCAUUGUCUUCACGGCCACUAAGUACGAAGACCACCGGGCCCAGUGGGACACCAACCGGGCCGGCCUGAGCCACAGUCACCAGCACGGCUUCGGUUUGCUCAAUGCCUGGAGGCUGGUCAAUGCUGCCAAGAUCUGGGAAUCAGUCCCUUACUUGGCCUCCUACGUCAGCCCCAUCUUGAAGGAGAACAGGGUCAUCCCCCUGGAGCCCCGGCGGCUGGAGGUCACCUGGAACGUCACAGAAGCCGACCUGGGACUGUCAGGGAUGAGAACCCUGGAGCACGUGGCGGUGACGGUCAGCAUCACCCACCCUCGCCGGGGCAACCUGGAGAUCCGCCUCCUCUGCCCCAGCGGCAUGGAGUCUGUGAUUGGGACCGCGCGGAGUAUGGACUCAGACCCCAACGGCUUUGUGGACUGGACCUUCUCCACGGUGCGCUGCUGGGGGGAGGAGGCCCAGGGCACUUACCAGCUGGUGAUCCACGACGUGGGUGACGAGACGCUGCGAGCGGGGGUGCUGCGGCAGUGGCAACUGGCGCUGUACGGGUCCUCCUGGUCUCAGGCCGAGAUCAAGGAGCGGCAGAGGCUGCUAGAGGAGGCGAUGAGCGGGCGCUUCCUGGAUGCUGACUUCUCCUUGCCCUGUCCGCCUGGCUUGAAGGUCCCGGAGCAGGAACUCUACACCAUCCCUGCCAACACCCUCAAGACUCUGAUGCUGCUGGGCUGCUUCGCGGUCUUCUGGACCCUUUACUACACACUGGAGGUGUUUCUGUCCCGCCACCAGGUGGCCUGUGACCUCACCGCCUGCCGCAGCGUCCGUACUUGCCCGUGGCCCACCAGAGGCAGGGCACCCUCAAGCCUGGAGGACGGGACGGAGAUGGAGGAGACCGUCCCCCUGUGCGCGGGGGAAGACGUGGGGGUGGAGACUGAGACCGAGCAGCUCCCGGCGGGCCAGGAGGGACGCAAGGGCACCUGGGCCAGCCACAGCCCUGGGCACACUUUUCAAAAUAAACCAAUGAAAAAGCCAAAGAUGGCCGUUCUGCUCUUCCUCUGCGUGGCCCAGGUGUUGGGCCCGCCGAAGCCAUGGUGCCCGGCAAGGAGAUCCCCCUCUCCUUACGCUGGAGCCGGGCCAGGGUAUCUUCGGGGCUCUGGGAUAUGUGAGAAACAGCUGGAGCAGGAGACAGGCUGA
Euleptes europaea (tarantolino) is the source of this 2631-nucleotide messenger RNA. It is a transcript of the gene PCSK7, whose product is annotated as proprotein convertase subtilisin/kexin type 7. The record is from RefSeq and is a predicted model, not a curated record. Gene Ontology annotation, cellular component: trans-Golgi network; Golgi membrane. The transcript has 17 exons. Gene Ontology annotation, biological process: protein processing. Bases 1 to 2631 code for a protein of 876 amino acids. Gene Ontology annotation, molecular function: serine-type endopeptidase activity. Lineage: Eukaryota; Metazoa; Chordata; Lepidosauria; Squamata; Sphaerodactylidae.